AUGGACCCGCAUCGGGAAACGAAUCCCGCGAAGGUGGAGUCCAAUCUCUCCCGGCUACUGUGUACAGCCAAGCAAGUGGUGGAUCACAUCUGCUGCUCGCUUAACUCCAUCCCAAACAUAUUGCGGCGUAUUUUUUGCUUCCUGGGCUCCGAGAUCAAGCAGCGGUUCCCAGAGGAGGUCAACAUGGUGCUCAGCGGAUUCUUCUUCCUUCGCUUUUUGUGUCCGGCGCUCGUGACCCCCAACUUCUACGGCAUUUGCAAGGUGUCAACGGGAGCCGAGUUUGGCGUGAAGGAGGAGGAGGAUCUCCUAGUCCCCAUCCCCGUCCCAAACACCAAGGUGCUUGGUUCCAACGGGCUCACCAAUGGAACGGAUUCCAGUUGGAUGUACAACAGCGGUAAUUCGACGCUGAACCCCAAGUACCAUGCAACAGACAAUAACGGGCUGUACCAACGGCACUACGCAACAGGGAAGCUCUUCUGCUCCAAGCCCGAGUCCGGCUGCGAUCUUCGCCGGCGGUUCGCCUAG
Acanthamoeba castellanii str. Neff is the source of this 525-nucleotide messenger RNA. Its product is annotated as Ras GTPase activation domain containing protein. Gene Ontology annotation, biological process: regulation of GTPase activity. The record is from RefSeq and is a predicted model, not a curated record. Lineage: Eukaryota; Discosea; Longamoebia; Acanthamoebidae. Bases 1 to 525 code for a protein of 174 amino acids. The transcript is spliced from 5 exons.